GCUUUACUAUCUCGCUCCCCUCUCGCGCCCCUCCUCGCUGGGCAUUCAAACAGCUUUCCGACAUCACCAGCCAAGGAUUUUUUUCCCCCCUCUCCUUAGUCGCGGUCCGUCCAUCAGUACCUGCGGGGGGGAGGAGGAGGAGGGAGGAAAGCGGAAAGAGGAAAAAGCAUAAGCUUGAGCCUUCCGAUCCGACCACGAAUACUCCUGUAAAAAACCCACCGCCCCAACAAAUCUGCUUUAGCAGCCGCUGCUGUCGCUGGUCACUUCUCGUCUCAGCGCUUCCUUUGCUUCUUGGCUAAUCGUUUUGUUGGGGGUAGAUUUGAUAAAACAAAUCGUCGCUUUUAAGCCACUUGCAUUUUUUUGUUGUUGUUGUUGUUUGUUUGUUUCCUUAGAGGCUCUCUACGGGGGGCUUUCUCCUCCCCCCCCCCCCACCCGCCACCUCGGUUGGAGGUUGGAUUCAGUUGGAUUCGGCGUCAGGCUCCGGGGUCCUGGGGGCUUUUUUCUCCCACGCUCCCCUCUUGGAUUUCCCCCCCAUCUUUUGCUUCUCUUAAGUGUGCAUUAAAAAAAAAUAAAUCCUGAUUUUUGAAGCUGAGCCGGGGAAAAUGGGCAACGGUGAUUGGGACCGAAGGGGAGUCUCUCCGUCACUGUUGCUGGGACGCGUGCCUGUGCUGGUGUCUUAGAGCAAGAGCCUCCCUGAGCUUUCGGAGUGGAAGAACAGUGGAAGAGACUGCAGCCUAAAGACUUUUAUAAUUAACUUGGCAUCACUUUUCUCAGCUCAAAGGCUAAACAAAAAAGCAGUGUCAUUUAUUCUAAGAAAUAACUUCUUAAAGGUUAAAGCUGAAAAAAAUUCGAGUUAUUUUUGGAUAACAACUUACAGAGGCCAAAUGACAUAGGAUGAAGGCUGUUCGUAACCUGCUGAUUUAUAUAUUUUCCACCUAUCUCCUGGUUAUGUUUGGAUUUAAUGCUGCCCAAGACUUCUGGUGUUCAACUUUGGUGAAGGGAGUCAUUUAUGGAUCGUAUUCUGUAAGUGAAAUGUUUCCCAAAAACUUUACAAACUGCACUUGGACGCUGGAAAAUCCAGAUCCAACCAAAUAUAGCAUUUACCUGAAAUUUUCCAAAAAGGACCUUAGCUGCUCUAACUUUUCCCUCUUGGCUUAUCAGUUUGAUCAUUUUUCCCAUGAAAAAAUAAAGGAUCUUUUAAGAAAGAAUCAUUCUAUAAUGCAACUCUGCGAUUCCAAGAAUGCUUUCGUUUUUCUACAGUAUGAUAAAAAUUUUAUUCAAAUACGUCGGGUGUUUCCAACCAAUUUCCCAGGAUUACAGAAAAAAGGGGAAGAAGAUCAGAAAUCCUUUUUUGAGUUUUUGGUAUUGAACAAGGUGAGCCCGAGCCAGUUUGGUUGCCAUGUAUUAUGCACUUGGCUGGAGAGCUGCUUAAAAUCAGAAAAUGGGAGAACAGAAUCAUGUGGGAUUAUGUAUACAAAAUGCACCUGCCCUCAGCAUUUGGGAGAGUGGGGGAUCGACGACCAGUCACUGGUUUUGUUAAAUAACGUGGUGUUACCCCUGAAUGAGCAGACCGAGGGCUGCCUGACCCAGGAGCUGCAAACCACCCAGGUCUGCAAUCUUACCAGGGAGGCCAAGCGACCACCCAAAGAAGAAUUUGGAAUGAUGGGAGAUCAUACAAUUAAAAGUCAGCGACCUCGAUCUGUUCAUGAAAAAAGGGUCCCUCAGGAACAAGCUGAUGCUGCUAAAUUUAUGGCACAAACUGGUGAAUCUGGUGUGGAAGAGUGGUCCCAGUGGAGCACGUGCUCAGUUACUUGUGGUCAAGGGUCGCAGGUGCGAACCAGAACUUGUGUAUCACCUUACGGGACACACUGCAGCGGCCCAUUAAGAGAAUCAAGGGUUUGCAAUAACACUGCCCUCUGUCCAGUACAUGGAGUUUGGGAGGAGUGGUCACCAUGGAGUUUAUGUUCAUUUACAUGUGGUCGAGGCCAAAGAACAAGAACAAGGUCAUGCACACCUCCUCAGUAUGGAGGAAGGCCAUGUGAAGGACCUGAAACACAUCAUAAGCCUUGUAAUAUUGCUCUGUGCCCAGUUGAUGGACAGUGGCAAGAGUGGAGUUCGUGGAGUCAGUGCUCAGUGACAUGCUCGAAUGGGACCCAGCAGAGAAGCCGGCAAUGCACUGCAGCGGCUCAUGGGGGCUCUGAAUGCAGAGGGCCAUGGGCGGAAAGCAGGGAGUGCUAUAACCCUGAGUGCACAGCCAACGGUCAGUGGAAUCAGUGGGGUCAUUGGAGCGGAUGUUCCAAGUCCUGUGAUGGUGGCUGGGAAAGGCGAAUGAGGACGUGUCAGGGCGUAGCAGUAACAGGCCAGCAAUGUGAAGGCACCGGCGAAGAAGUUAGAAGAUGCAGUGAGCAGCGAUGUCCUGCACCUUAUGAAAUAUGCCCAGAGGAUUAUCUGAUGUCGAUGGUGUGGAAAAGGACCCCGGCAGGCGACUUGGCAUUCAAUCAGUGCCCGCUGAAUGCCACAGGCACCACGAGCAGACGCUGCUCUCUCGGUCUUCAUGGAGUGGCCUUCUGGGAACAGCCGAGCUUUGCAAGAUGCAUAUCAAAUGAGUACAGACACUUGCAGCAUUCAAUCAAAGAACACCUUGCUAAGGGGCAACGAAUGUUGGCAGGUGAUGGAAUGUCCCAGGUGACCAAGACACUGCUGGAUUUAACUCAGAGGAAAAAUUUCUAUGCAGGUGAUCUUCUGAUGUCUGUGGAAAUUCUCAGAAAUGUGACAGACACGUUUAAAAGGGCAAGUUACAUCCCUGCAUCUGAUGGUGUCCAGAACUUCUUUCAAAUAGUUAGCAACCUUCUAGAUGAAGAAAACAAGGAAAAAUGGGAGGAUGCCCAACAGAUUUAUCCUGGCUCAAUAGAGUUAAUGCAGGUGAUUGAAGAUUUUAUACACAUUGUUGGAAUGGGGAUGAUGGACUUUCAGAAUUCAUACUUAAUGACUGGAAAUGUAGUGGCUAGCAUUCAGAAGCUUCCUGCAGCCUCCGUUCUAACCGACAUCAACUUCCCAAUGAAAGGACGAAAGGGAAUGGUUGACUGGGCAAGAAACUCAGAAGAUAGGGUAGUCAUCCCAAAAAGCAUUUUUACUCCUGUGUCAUCAAAAGAGUUAGAUGAAUCAUUGGUAUUUGUUCUUGGAGCAGUCCUGUACAAAAACUUAGAUCUAAUUUUGCCCACUUUGAGAAAUUACACUGUUGUUAACUCCAAAAUCAUCGUGGUCACAAUAAGGCCUGAACCCAAAACAACUGAUUCGUUCCUGGAGAUAGAACUAGCUCAUCUGGCUAAUGGUACUUUGAAUCCCUAUUGUGUGUUAUGGGAUGACUCAAAAACGAACGAGUCUUUGGGAACGUGGUCCACCCAGGGAUGUAAAACUGUGCUUACCGAUGCAUCCCAUACGAAAUGCUUAUGUGAUCGUCUCUCUACCUUCGCCAUUUUGGCUCAGCAACCUAGAGAAAUAAUCAUGGAAUCCUCUGGUACACCUUCAGUUACCCUAAUAGUAGGCAGUGGCCUUUCUUGCUUGGCCUUGAUCACCCUCGCAGUUGUCUAUGCAGCAUUAUGGAGGUACAUACGCUCUGAGAGGUCUAUAAUUCUAAUUAACUUCUGCCUGUCUAUCAUCUCAUCCAACAUCCUCAUACUGGUUGGACAGACUCAGACACAUAAUAAGAGCAUCUGUACAACCACCACUGCAUUUUUGCACUUUUUCUUCCUGGCUUCAUUCUGUUGGGUUUUGACUGAGGCGUGGCAGUCAUAUAUGGCUGUAACUGGAAAAAUUAGGACACGGCUUAUAAGGAAACGUUUUUUGUGCCUUGGAUGGGGUUUACCAGCAUUAGUAGUGGCCACAUCAGUAGGCUUCACAAGGACGAAAGGAUAUGGCACUGACCACUACUGCUGGCUCUCUCUUGAAGGAGGACUGCUCUACGCUUUUGUUGGACCUGCAGCCGCUGUUGUCCUGGUCAACAUGGUGAUUGGCAUUUUGGUAUUUAAUAAACUUGUUUCCAGAGAUGGGAUCCUAGAUAAAAAGCUCAAACACAGAGCCGGUCAGAUGAGUGAGCCUCAUAGCGGUUUGACGCUCAAAUGUGCCAAGUGUGGAGUAGUUUCGACAACAGCUUUGUCAGCCACCACCGCCAGUAACGCCAUGGCGUCUCUUUGGAGUUCCUGCGUGGUGUUGCCCCUUCUGGCUCUGACAUGGAUGUCUGCAGUUCUAGCCAUGACAGACAAACGCUCCAUAUUGUUCCAAAUACUUUUUGCCGUGUUUGAUUCAUUGCAAGGUUUUGUGAUAGUCAUGGUCCACUGCAUUCUUCGGAGAGAGGUUCAGGAUGCAUUUAGAUGCCGAUUGAGAAACUGUCAGGAUCCGAUCAAUGCUGAUUCUUCAAGUUCUUUUCCUAAUGGGCAUGCUCAAAUAAUGACAGACUUUGAAAAGGAUGUAGACAUUGCUUGCCGAUCAGUUCUUCAUAAGGAUAUCGGUCCUUGCCGAGCAGCAACAAUAACAGGAACGCUCUCUAGGAUUUCUCUAAAUGAUGACGAAGAAGAGAAGGGAACAAACCCUGAAGGGCUAAGCUAUUCCACACUCCCUGGAAACGUCAUUUCCAAAGUCAUUAUCCAGCAACCCACGGGUAUGCACAUGCCCAUGAGUAUGAAUGAGCUGGGCAAUCAGUGUUUGAAAAAAGAGAACAGUGAAUUGCGAAGAACUGUGUACUUAUGUACAGAUGACAAUUUGAGAGGAGCUGAUAUGGACAUGGUCCAUCCUCAAGAAAGAAUGAUGGAAAGUGACUAUAUUGUGAUGCCCAGAAGUUCUGUAAAUACCCAGCCAUCAAUGAAAGAAGAAAGCAAAAUGAAUAUUGGUAUGGAAACCUUGCCACAUGAAAGGUUAUUGCACUACAAAGUGAAUCCCGAAUUCAACAUGAAUCCCCCUGUAAUGGACCAGUUCAGUAUGAACUUAGAUCAACACCUUGCACCCCAGGAACAUAUGCAGAAUUUGCCCUUUGAGCCUCGCACAGCUGUGAAGAAUUUCAUGGCCUCUGAGUUGGAUGAUAAUGCAGGACUAUCAAGAAGUGAAACUGGGUCAACGAUAUCAAUGAGUUCAUUAGAGAAGGUCAUGCAUACAAGGAAGAGGCAUAUGGAACUGUUUCAGGAGCUGAAUCAGAAAUUUCAAACUUUGGACAGAUUUCGGGAUAUACCAAAUACAAGCAGUAUGGAAAACCCAGCACCAAACAAGAAUCCAUGGGACACUUUCAAAAACCCCAGUGAAUACCAACAUUACACCACAAUCAAUGUCUUAGAUACAGAGGCAAAGGACGCUUUGGAACUGAGGCCAGCAGAGUGGGAGAAGUGUCUGAAUUUGCCUCUGGAUGUGCAAGAGGGUGACUUUCAAACAGAAGUUUAGCAAAAUCAAAAUGGACUGAGGUGGAUAUAAAACAAUUUAUUGCACUGACACUUAAGACUUGGGAAGCCUGACAUUUCUAUCUGGACCGUGUGACUAUCCUAUGUCAGGAACUUCAUGUGCCAAAUGUCAGUGGUGUUUGCAUAUGGUAACUUCUCACUAGUCAGGCUAGUGGAGAGAGGACCAGGUGUACAGUUCUGACCAUCCUGUGUUGUAAGUACCCGUGGAAUGGAUUUGUAAGGUAAUCUUUAUAGAUAAACCUCAAGCAACGAUUCAUGUUGUAACCGCUUCAUAUGGUUUAGUUUUCAAAAAACUUCACCAUGAAGCACAAUGUAUAUAUUUAUGCAGUUUUUAAAGUUUAUAACAGUCUGUUUGGCCAUUACUACACUUUUUACUUUAUAAUAUAAAAGCAAAGUUUUUGUCAUUAAAUGAAUGUUUGUUGAGCUACAUUCUUCAUUGCUUUAAAUGCAAUAAAGUAAUAAUCUCACUUUUAUAUGAAUAAUAUAUUUCACAUCUUUAUUAUUGCAGUUUUCUCUAGAAAGCUCUGAGUAGCUUUCUCUGCUGCAACUGUGUAUAAAAUAUUUAAAAUGUUGUAUGGUGUAAAUAAACUUUUGUCUACAUAUCAGUUUUUUAGUGCAUUUUAUUUUGGAUUUGUUGAACAGAAAUUUACAUAUUUAUAAAGUUUUUUUUCAAUACAGAUACUGAAAAUGUAUUCACAGUUUUAAUAGCAUACCGUUAUUACUCCUUUGAAGCUAAUGAUUUCUCAAAUGUAAUAGUAGGUUUGUUUAGUGCUUCUGUAUUUUCUACUCAAGCAUCCUUUGGAACAAUGUAACGUGUAAAUGGGGCUUGUCAGAAAUCUGCCAUCAUAGUCUUUCUUACAUAAAUAUUACGUUUUUUUUUCUAUCUUGUGGCAAAAAGACAACUAGUAGAAAACAGUAAGUUGCCAUACAAAAAAUAAUACAGGGAAAAUGUUUAUUAUAAGUAAUGCAGUCCAUUGCAUGUUUCACAAAACUACUUGUACUAUAGUUCUUCAUAGCAUAUAAAAAAAUGAACUUUAUUCAGGAUUUUUUUUUAAAAUCUUCUCUGUAUAUUCUGUAGCAGAAGGAAAAGGGGAGUGGAUGUAUUUGGUUAGAUGCUUUCUCUCUGGUGUGAAAAAGUGGGAAGUCUGAGGUGAGCUGGUCCCUAGUGCCCUCUGUAGUGGAAAGCCACACCGGUGAUGUCUCCUGCUUUCUCAAAGCCUCAUUAAAGGAAGCACGGUGCUUUAGAAGAAAAAGGACUUCAGCAAUUUUGUCAUCCUUUUAAUGGAUGAUAAGAUUGCAUCUUUCAAUCUAAGGGAAGUACAGGGAGUGGAAAGGAGAUUAGGGUCUUCAAAACUCCUAGAAUGUUUAUUUAGUUUGUUGUUAAACCUAAGCUGCAUGGUCUUGUGUGGUCUGUCAGAAACUCAAGUGAGCUGGCUCCGGCUACCCAUGACCUGGGGGACCCAGCCCUGCAGGCCAUGAGUCCAGGCAGAAACAAAGGUGCUUCAACGCUCGCUCAAGUGCACCAUGAAGCUAGAGCCUUAAAAACCGCCCAGCUCAGGCUGAACUGUCAGAUACUUAUAAUGUUCUCAAUGUAAAGAUGUUAAAAAUAUAUUUUUAACCAGAUUUUAAAAAUAAAAGCAACAUCAGACUAUAACAUAACUAAGGAGUGAUUUUUCUAUAGAAUAAACUUCAUGCUAAUUAUAAUGUAAUUGUAACAUUAAAUGUUUAUUAAAUUUAUAA
Zalophus californianus (California sea lion) is the source of this 7184-nucleotide messenger RNA. It is a transcript of the gene ADGRB3, whose product is annotated as adhesion G protein-coupled receptor B3. NCBI's taxonomy places the organism in Eukaryota, Metazoa, Chordata, Mammalia, Carnivora, Otariidae. Gene Ontology annotation, cellular component: synaptic cleft; plasma membrane; postsynapse. Bases 895 to 5427 code for a protein of 1510 amino acids. Gene Ontology annotation, molecular function: G protein-coupled receptor activity. The record is from RefSeq and is a predicted model, not a curated record. Gene Ontology annotation, biological process: negative regulation of angiogenesis; adenylate cyclase-activating G protein-coupled receptor signaling pathway; neuron remodeling. The transcript has 31 exons.